Messenger RNA from Talaromyces proteolyticus, 1377 nucleotides. RefSeq lists its product as uncharacterized. Gene Ontology annotation, biological process: regulation of DNA-templated transcription; aflatoxin biosynthetic process. Gene Ontology annotation, cellular component: nucleus. The coding region runs from base 1 to 1377 and encodes 458 amino acids. The transcript has a single exon. Lineage: Eukaryota; Fungi; Ascomycota; Eurotiomycetes; Eurotiales; Trichocomaceae. Gene Ontology annotation, molecular function: DNA-binding transcription factor activity, RNA polymerase II-specific; zinc ion binding; DNA binding. The record is from RefSeq and is a predicted model, not a curated record.
AUGGACACAUUACAAUCUCCGGCUCGCCCAAAGCCUUUGCCAGGAUGGCCCAAACUACGAGACAGUUGUAACCGGUGUGCUGCCUCCAAGCUCAAAUGUAGCAAAGAGAAGCCAACAUGCGCCCGUUGUGCGAAACGUGGCAUGGUUUGCGAGUACUUCAUGACCAAACGCGCAGGUCGCAAGAAGUUCUCUGGCAGCCAGCCGCAGAAUCAAGCUCCUCCAUCUCCAAUGAUCCAGCAUUUACCUGCGACGGCUCCCAGCUGGACAACCCUCCCAAUUUCCACCGCCCAGAUAACUCAACUGUCCCCCGGUACUCCGAGUAUGGGAUACCAAAACAUGUUUUCAGGAACUUCAUGCGUUGCAGAUCCGACGGUAUUAACUCCCACCACUUUGGAUUCCAACAUGUCAUCCAAUGAGUUUUUGGCAUCCCCUAUCUCAUUAUCCAUGCUGGAUAUGCCCGAUACGGGUGAUUUCACCGACUUCUGCCAAUUCAACGAUCAGAACAACAUGGGCGAUUUGAUUGAUAUCGGUAGGACCGCAACUUCUCAUGCCGCAAAUAAUGCCUCCCUACCCAUGAAGGCUACCGCGGUUCCAGAAGUUCAACUAUCCUUCCCAUCAAUGCAAGAACUCCCGGACGAUCAGUCAUCUCUUGUUGAUGGGCUCAACUCGAGUCUGAUGCACAACUUCGUCGGGGCCUUUGGCCUUCUAAAACAACUGCCCUCACCAUCGCCACCAUCUUUCCAUACUUCCAAUGGACAGAGCCUUGGCAACCAUCCUGAACUCGACCGGCUGAAUACCGUCCAAUCAAUAAUCACCGGAAACGAGCAGGCUAUCCAAGCUAUUAGCGAAAUGCUAGAAUGCAAGAGUUCCGAGGACAAUUAUCUUCUGGCUAUUCUGUCUAUCGUUACUUUGAAGGUCCUGGCAUCGUAUGCUACCGUGGUACGGCAGAUGCCGGUCUUUGACGGUACCGACGAGUGCUGGGACACUUCUGAUCAUGAGAAACUGCAACAUCUCGAGGAGGCUGUACAAGGCUUUCCCACUGCGCUGAUAGAUAACCACUUUACCGACAACGAAGAUCAAUGUCGGAUGACUAUCCAACAGAUUCUUAGCCAGCUCCACCGUGUGCAGCGGUUGGUAAACGCCCUGUCACAACGCUUCAAAACCGAUGGAGAACGCGCAGAAGCUCCGGAUACGUCGUCUUCAUCCUCCGCCUCCUCCUCCUCCUCCUCCACCACUGACGCCACCGACGUUCCUAACUUAUUCAAAUGUAUAGAGACUAUGUUCCCGUUUCCCAGUCCCGUGUUGAAGCAGCUGGAGGUUGACCUGCGCGAGCGACUGCGCAAAUUAUCCGCAGAGAUUGUGGAUGUCCUUCGCUAA